UUGUGAGGGAGAGAGAGAGACAAGGAAGUCCAGGUUGUCCAGAAGGAUGCUGAGGAUGCUGCUGCUCUCCUUCGGACUUCUACAGGGAAUCCCAGGACUCCUGGCCUCCAGCCCCAACCACCUGGAUGAGAGAGGAUCCAUUCUCUACGAAGCAGGCCAGUCAAGCUACCCAAGCCUUCUACAGAUGGUCAGAGAGGUGCCCCCACCAGAUUUUGACCGUCUGGCUUUGGAGAUGCCUGUAGCACAGGAUGACCAUGUGGCAGACAUCAGCGUGAUGGAGCAACAGGGGGCGCCGGGCCCUCGGGAGGAGCGCUCGCCGCCGCGGAGGUGCGUCCGCCUGCAGGAGUCCUGCCUGGGCCACCGGCUGCCCUGCUGCGACCCCUGCGCCACCUGCUACUGCCGCUUCUUCAACGCCAACUGCUUCUGCAAGAGGCUGAGCAACGCCUUUCCCUGCGGCAGGAACUAGCGGCCGCCUCCGGCCCGCCGCCGGGCAGCCCCUUCCCGGGGCCGGGAGGCCGGAGGGACGCGGCGCCCUUUUCCGCCCUCUCCGUAAUAAUAAAAAAC
Molecule: messenger RNA, 564 nt
Organism: Pogona vitticeps (central bearded dragon)
Lineage: Eukaryota; Metazoa; Chordata; Lepidosauria; Squamata; Agamidae
Gene: AGRP
Product: agouti related neuropeptide
Biological process (GO): hormone-mediated signaling pathway; adult feeding behavior; neuropeptide signaling pathway
Cellular component (GO): extracellular region
Molecular function (GO): type 1 melanocortin receptor binding; neuropeptide hormone activity
Source: RefSeq, a predicted model, not a curated record